Molecule: messenger RNA, 2574 nt
Organism: Talaromyces atroroseus
Lineage: Eukaryota; Fungi; Ascomycota; Eurotiomycetes; Eurotiales; Trichocomaceae
Exons: 2
Coding region: 1-2574 (857 amino acids)
Biological process (GO): chromatin remodeling
Cellular component (GO): Swr1 complex
Molecular function (GO): ATP-dependent H2AZ histone chaperone activity
Source: RefSeq, a predicted model, not a curated record
AUGGCACCGAAGCGCAAACUUCCUGCUCGCGAACGCCGAGAACCCGCAGCGAAGCGACGAGUCUCAGAAGCAGCUUCGCAAAGCUCGAGCAGAAGGAAAACAUCAACACCUGCCACUGCAGCUCAGUCUUCAACACCGAUACCUGAACCUGAACGUCAAUCUACUCCAGAACCUAUUGAAGAGCCAUUGCCUACAAAGCUCAAGGAAGGGGACCCUCUCCCGACGAGGUCAAAGCCUCAAUCGUCGCUCACAUUGUCUGACAAUGACUUUCAAUCCAUCGCUGAAAGCGUCGUUUUAAGCAUGUCCCUUGAACGGUCUAAGAAAAAGUGGCUUAGUGACGGCAUUUUCGAAAGGUAUUGGACAAAACCGAAGAAAACGAAGAGAGAACAACUCGAAGGGAAAAAUCCACCCAAGGAUUCGAUGACCAAAGUCGGCCCGUGCAAAAUUAUUAUUGAACCCCAUCAUUUCGAUGGAAUGAUCUAUACAGUGAAAGACCCCAAUGCAAAACCAGCAGUGCAAAUUCCCCCGCCACAACGCAUUGUUCAAUACGGCCCUCCGCCAACAACCGGAUACCAAUAUCAGCAUUACGCCCCUCCUCAGCAAAUGCGACCGCCUCCAUAUCCUUAUAAUCAGCCUCCAAACCCUCAGAAUGCCCCAUCCCAUCCGAGGCCACAGCAGCCACCACCGACCCAGCGCCAACAACCGACGUCGCAGGCGCAGGGACCUCCACCUCAGCCAGCGAAACCGAGUCCAGACCCUGUUAUUCAAAUGCUUGCAACUAGAGCAGCUUCAAAUCCUGAACUGAAGGCCUUGAUGAGGAUUGUGGCAUCAAGCAAGGCCUCUCAGGAACAAUUGCGGAUUUUCCAGGGCCAUAUUGAUGAGCUCAAUGCCAUUAUUCGACAGAGAGAAGAGCAGCAAAGGAGGCAACAACAACAGCAGCAGAACAAUUAUUAUCAACAACCCCAACAAGUACCGCAAUCUCAACAACCUCAGAAUACACAUGCGCCACCCCCGGCGCAGCAAGUGGCUCCAAAACCUCCGCAACAGAAUUCACAGCAACCUCAAAAGUCUCCAGUACCGGCUCCUUCAUCGGCAGCUACCCCUGCGCAGUCCUCGACAUCAGACUUGGCUUCUACACCAGCACCGGCGAACAGCGCUGCAAAAGCACAGUCGCCAACACAGCCGUCACAAGCACCAAUCCCAACCCCAGCCAACAACCCUGGAAAUGCGCAACCACAUACUGCCCCUAGUGCUGGUCAAUCCGGUGUCCCUAAUGCGAGUGACUCUACACCCAAUACUACCCCUCAGAUCAAGACGGAGCCCGGAACGCCUGCAACUCUAGCCCCUGCUCCCGCAGCACCUCCAGCACCUACACCAUCCGCUGUUACACCAGCAAACACAGUUCCAAAGGCUCCGGCUCCCGUGCCUGUGCCGCCGAGUGCAGCCCUUGUUGCAACUGCUCCUUCAUCAGGCCCCUCCUAUGUACCUCAAGCUUCUCCUGUAACAAAUCCCGUUCCCACAAAUCCGUCUCCACAGCCACUUUCACCGUAUCCUGCAGGACCAUCACAAUAUCCACAAUACCACCAUCCUCCUUAUCCGCAUGUGCCACCUCCUAUCAAGGCUCGUAGUGGACCCCAAUAUAGUUCAUCGACUUAUUACCAAACUGGGCCUGCUCCUCCUCCUCCUAAGCCACCCAUCAAGGCAGUGGUGUUCGAGUUUACUUCUCCAUUGACACCUUACGGAAGCAGCACCUCUGGUCAUGCUGGUUCAGGCGAUCGCUACCUAUUCCCAGAAUACUCUAUCUUGGAAUACCAAGCCGGCGGUACGGUGCUUCUUGCUUCGUUCCUGCUUGUGCGCAAAGUGGAACCUAAUACGAAAUUCCCACUUGAGCAGACACCAGACAUCGCACCCAAGUCCAAGAGCAAAUCCUCAAAGUCCAAAAAGAAAGACAAGGAAAAAGCCGCCGAAAAAGGCGGUCCAUCGACACCUGCACCUGAAGUCGACAGUCAAGCAGUAGAUGAAAAGAAAGAAAACAACGCCCCCGGCACCAGCACAGCCGAUGAAAAGAAGCCUGCAGAAGAAGGUGAUAACAAAACACCAUUAGCAGACACGACAGCAGCCGCACAACCCAAAAAGGUAGACGCCGCAACAAAUCUCAAAGAAUACUACCAACCCUUGACAAUGCGCUUCUAUAGUAGCAAACCCGCAAUUUUAGAGCCGCUAUCUCGAAUCGUCAAACCCGCAGCUGAAGUACGAAAAUACAUGGAAGAAGUGAUGGAGCGUGCUGAACGUGCGCCCGCGGGCUUUCUUCCUUUCCGUCUGCCCAGAGAAAAGCCUCUUAAGGCUGGCGGUGGUGAUGCUGAUGAUCAUGACGCCGCCAAUGAGGUUACCGUUAUGGCCGAAGAUGCCAAGUCAAAGACAAGCGAUCGUCAUCAAAGUACUGCUGCCGCUAGUGAAGUUGAUGACAUGGCGGUAGCUGAUGAUGGCAAGGCUGAUUUGGAAGCGGAGGAGUUGGAGCUUUUAUUAAAGGAUUUCUAUGAACCGCCUAAUGGGCUUGUACCUAUACGAGUUUGA